Microdochium trichocladiopsis is the source of this 2004-nucleotide messenger RNA. RefSeq lists its product as uncharacterized. The coding region runs from base 68 to 1618 and encodes 516 amino acids. The record is from RefSeq and is a predicted model, not a curated record. NCBI's taxonomy places the organism in Eukaryota, Fungi, Ascomycota, Sordariomycetes, Xylariales, Microdochiaceae. The transcript has a single exon.
CAACCAAUCUCCUUGCCUUCCGUGGCAGCUUCAACAACAACCAAUUGUCUCUUGCUCUUCCAUUAUCAUGCCGUUUCGUAUACAAGAUUCAGACCCCGAGGCGAGAGCCCGGGCUCAGAUCCAGGAGUCCAUCUCGCCCGACAGAACCGCCCAGCAGUUCAAGUGUACUGUGGCGAUGCCACGGCUGCUGCAUUCCGCCGAGGAACCUCUGCCCUGCCACGAGCCCAUCGAGGAGACGACUGCCAUCAGCGCCCACCUGUCGGCGCGCAUCCACACGUUCUUCCAGCAGCUCGCCGCCCACGACUCCCAGACGAGAGACGCAAGUGCGCCCGCCAGCCACGGCUUGAGCAUCUACAUCGAGCCAGACACAUUUGAGGGUGAUCCAUACUGCUAUCACCGCAAGUACAACUCGCGCCGGCUACAGCUGCAGGACCCGGAGACGCUGCCGGACCUGCCCUUUGUGCGCAGCCUGACGGUCGAAUCCCUGCCAGACAACGGCGGAGACUGGGAGCGCGAGGCGUACAAGGUGCGGCCGCUCUCGCUGCUGUGGCCGCUGCGGUGCCUGGUCCACCUUCCGCGAGCCGAGGAGCUCCGGCUGCCCUGGAUGUGGGAGCGCCCGAUGCCUGGUUCCAUGCCCAGCCGGGUCGUGCGCGAGCACUACACGCGUCCCUGGGAGGGUCCGUUGCGCGAUGCCCGCCACGAGUUUGGCGCGGCCAUGGCGGACCAGGAGCAGCAUCUCGGCGGGAGGAGGAUCCCGGCCAGCCUGACCCGUGCCGCGCUGCACUUCUGGACGCCGAGGGGAGUGUCCCAGGAGGAUCAGGCCGUCCCGAGGCCGAACCUGAUCUACCCGGCCGCGGAUGACAGAGACCCGCUGUCUCUUGGGCUCCGCACCCUGGCCUCACAGCUACACUUCCUCGAUCUCCGCGCCCUGAUCACCAAAGAUCUCUUUCCUGUGCCCGGAGCACCCGUGGAAGAGCAGUGGCGACACAUGCGCCGUAUGAGGAUCGAGUUCCACCCGCUCAGGCCCGACGGACGCUGGUACUUUGUCGGCCCCCGCGGCGAGGACCCGAACGACUCGGCGGACGGGGGGUUUCGUAUCACCGAGGACCACUACCCGCGCGACUAUGACACGGAGGAGGAUCAGGAGCUGGACGAGGAAUGGGAAGACGACCCGACAGGCGGGAAAGAGGGUGACCAGUUCCCCGACAUGUUCCGGACCGAGCCCUGCCGGGAGAGGAUCGAGCCCCUGCUAGCAGCCUUCGCACGGGCCGUGGCCCACGGCAACAUGCCCGACUUGCAAGACGCAGAGCUGUUCGCAUACCUGUGGUGGUACCCAGGCGAGACCAGGGCGCCCGAGUAUGGUCUCGAGGCGUAUGAUUUUGAGGACAAGGUGCACCGGUGGGGGGUCAAGUACGUUGCCGGUGGCGACACGGAAGGACAAGGGCCGGUUGUGCAGUGGCAGGUCGGCGACUGGAGACCCAGCCCCGAGACCAUGAGCUUGUUCGAGAGCCUGGGACGACAAGAAUGGCUCGAUCUGAGUUUCGACCACACCAGGCACCUUGGAGACUUCAGCGUCACAUAUGGCCGAGCCGUAUGGGAGCCUGUCCCUACCCAGUGAAAAUGCCACGACCCAGACUUUGUUAAACAAAGCGAACGAAAUUUAAGACAACUAUAUGCGUCUUAGCAAGACCAUUUGUGCCACACAGGCUCCGAGAUGCAGUGUAGCAAUUCGUGGCAAGUUUUAGUGCAGAAUUAAGGCAGCGUUGAGGUGCUCUGCUGCAACCUAGCUUAGCCUGUCACACGACACGAUAAAUUAACCUAGGUAAUGAUCAACUCUUUGAUAUCAAUACGCACGGGCGUUUUUUUGCUCCUUACGUAGGACACCAGACAAAGCACACUUACUGCCUCUACUUGACUGGGCCAUCAAUCCAUUUCAGAAUGCGCACUAGUGCUUGCUCGACUCGUAGCACGGAAAGGCAUAAUGGCAAGUAAAGUACACACUUG